Molecule: messenger RNA, 2179 nt
Organism: Cucurbita maxima (winter squash)
Lineage: Eukaryota; Viridiplantae; Streptophyta; Magnoliopsida; Cucurbitales; Cucurbitaceae
Exons: 5
Coding region: 1-2088 (695 amino acids)
Source: RefSeq, a predicted model, not a curated record
AUGGCGAGUGGUGUUGAUGAAGAUGCGGAUGCUGUGCUCAGCGAUGUUGAAGGUGAUGAUCCGGUGCCUAUUGUGAUUCAGAAUACGUCUCCUGAAGAAAUCUCUGGCGAGAGGUUUAGAGAGAUUCUUGCGGAGCGCGAUCGUGAGCGGAAAGCUCGAGAAGCGGCGGAGAAUUCGAAAUCGGAGUUGCAAGUAUCUUUUAAUCGAUUGAAAGCGCUUGCUCACGAGGCGAUUAAGAAGCGUGAUGAAUGUGGGAGGCAGCGGGAUGAGGCAUUGAGGGAGAAGGAAGAAGCGUUGAAAUUGAAUGAAAAGGUUUCGGCGGAGUUGGCUGAGGCGAAUAGGCAGAAAGAUGAGGUCUCGAGACUUAGGGAUGAGAUUGGGAAGCAACUCGAUGAGAUCUUAAAGGAACGGGAUGGUUUGAGAUCGGAAAUCGGUAAUGCAUCACAUAUGCUAGUUACUGGAAUUGAUAAGAUAUCCUCCAAAGUGAGCAAUUUCAAGAAUUUUACGGCUGGUGGGUUGCCUAGGUCGCAAAAAUAUACAGGAUUGCCUGCAGUUGCCUAUGGAGUCAUCAAGAGAACGAAUGAAAUCGUUGAAGAGCUUGUUAGGCAGAUUGACACGACAACUAAGUCGAGGAACGAAACCAGGGAACAAAUGGAUCUUAGGAAUUAUGAAAUUGCCAUUGAGAUAUCUCAGCUCGAAGCUACGAUUAGCGGGCUGAGGGAGGAGGUUUCGAAGAAAACUUCCGAUAUCGAAGAUCUGGAGAACACCAUCUCCGAAAAGGAUAAAAAGAUGUCUGACAUUGAAGCAGAUCUGUCUGGUAAACUAAACCGGGCUGAGGAUGAAGCUUCUGAGUUAAGGCAGCUUACGCAAGAUUAUGAUGAUAAGUUAAGGAUUUUGGAGUCAAAAAUGGAGUCCCAAAGGCCUUUACUUGUUGAACAGUUGAAUUUCAUUUCAAAAAUACACGACCAAAUUUAUGAUAUUGUUAAGAUAGUUGAUGGUAGUGAUGCGGACCAUUCUGAAUUUUCAGAGUCUUUGUUUCUCCCUCGGGAGACUGACAUGGAGGAGAAUAUACGUGCAUCUUUGGCUGGAAUGGAGUCUAUUUAUGCAUUACAAAAACUUGUCACGGAUAAGAUCAGGAGUUCAAUGGAGGAGAAGAUUAGUGAAAUUAAGAAUUUAAAGGAGACAGUUGCCCAGUUGCUCAAGGAGAAAGAUCAUAUUGGAUAUCUACUGAGGAGUGCAUUAUCGAAGAGGAUGACAUCUGAUCCUUCUUCGAAAGCAAAUCAAUUGUUUGAAGUUGCAGAAAAUGGUUUAAGAGAGGCUGGCAUUGAUUUCAAAUUUAGCAAGCUUCUUGGAGACGAGAAGUUCCCGACUUCCCGGGACAAUGGGAAAGCUCUAGAUGCAGAGGAGGACGACGAAAUAUUCACUCUGGCUGGUGCUUUGGAGAAUAUUGUGAAGGCGUCUCAGAUUGAGAUCAUUGAGUUACGGCAUUCCUUGGAGGAAUUAAGGGCAGAGUCGGUUGUACUUAAAGAGCACCUUGAAUCCCAAUCCAAGGAGCUUAAACUUAGAUCACUUCAAAUUAAGGAACUUGAAGAGAAGGAGAGAAUUGCCAAUGAAAGUGUUGAAGGGUUAAUGAUGGACAUUACAGCCGCGGAAGAAGAAAUCAUGAGAUGGAAGCUAGCUGCAGAGCAGGAAGCUGCUGCUGGCAAAGCUGUUGAACAAGAGUUUCUGGCACAGAUCUCGGCGGUUAAACAGGAACUUGAAGAAGCAAGGCUGGGGAUUUUGGAUUUAGACAAAAAACUCAAGAUGAAAGAAGAGACAGCAAAUGCAGCUAUGGCAGCCAGAGAUGCAGCUGAGAAAUCACUGAGGCUAGCCGACGUGAGGGCGUCUAGGUUGAGGGAGAGGGUGGAAGAUCUUACUCGUCAGCUCGAAGAGCUCGAUUUCCGGGAAGGUUCGAGAAGAGGAUUAAAUGGACAUAGAUACGUUUGCUGGCCGUGGCAGUGGCUUGGACUCGACUUCGUUGGUUCUCGUAGCUCGGAAACACAAGAAGAGAGUUCAAACGAGAUGGAACUUUCUGAGCCACUUCUCUGAUUCUUUUUUCCCCCCCUCUUUUUGGGUGGAUGGGUUUGUGUUUAGUUUUUGUAUUUAUUGUGAAAUGAAAUGUUAGAAGAUUAGAGAUAUA